CAGCGUGACCUCUACUGCAGUUGAAAACACUCCGGAUCCGAGGGUGAAUCAAUUGGCCGCAGGGAUGCGAGUCAUUUUAGUUUGACACCUUACUCUCAAAUUACAGCAUCCCCAAACAGGCAUAUGUCCUCGGAGCCGCUUGAUUUCCGACUCGUGGAGAAUAGUGUGACAGUCGGCGCUGAGCCUGUUCCUGCACAGCAACAUCGACAUGGGUGUGAUCAGUGUGCAACUGGUGGUUACCAUGGUAAUGGCUUGCGUGAUUCAGAAAAUUAUACCUCACUACUCCUUCGCAAGAUGGCUGCUUUGCAGUGGCAGUCUGCGUUGGUACCAGCAUCCAACAGAAGAGGAGUUGAGGAGCCUCGCUGGAAAGCACCAGAAAGGAGGGAAGAACAAAAAGGACAGGAAAUACAAUGGGCACAUAGAGAACAAGCCACUGACUGUUCCCAAAGACAUCGACCUCCAGCUGGAAACGAAAUGUAUUGCCGAAGUGGACACACUAGCUUUGCACUACUUCCCGGAGUUUCAGUGGCUGGUGGACUUCACAGUGGCAGCAACAGCAGUGUACCUCAUCACUGAGCUGUACUUCUGUGUGGCUGAGAGUAAUGGAGAGAUGAACAUCAGUGUGGUGUGGAGUUUGUUAGUGCUGGCCUUUGUCAUUAAGAUCCUCUUCUCCCUCACGGCUCACUACUUUAAGCUGGAGGAAGGCGGCGAGCGAUCCCUCUGCAUCACCUUUGGGUUCUUCUUCUUUGUCAAAGCAAUGGCCAUCCUCAUUGUCACUGAGAACUACCUUGAGUUUGGACUUGAGACGGGUUUUGCUAAUUUUUCUGAAAGUGCUGUUCAGUUUCUGACGACCCAAGGCCUGCAGUCCCAGGGCCCCAUAUCCAAACUAACCUUUAAGCUGGCUCUGGCUCUACUCUGCUCUCUGAUUGGAGCAUUCCUCACCUUCCCUGGGCUGCGAUUGGCCCAGAUGCAUCUUGAUGCCCUCACCCUAAACAACAGCAAAGUCACACAGACGUUGCUGCAUAUCAACUUCUUGGCCCCACUUAUAAUGGUGCUGUUGUGGGUGAAGCCCAUUACCAAGGAUUAUAUAAUGAAUCCCACGCUGGGGAAAGAUAGUGUGCCUUUGAUGUCAGAGAAGACGUACGACACGCUGCGCCUGUGGGCCAUUCUGCUGCUGUGCGCGCUGAGGCUGGCCAUGAUGCGCCACCACCUACAGGCCUACCUCAACCUGGCCCAAAAGGGGGUCGAGCAGAUGAAGAAGGAAGCAGGACGUAUCAGCACGGUUGAGCUGCAGAAAAUGGUCGCUCGUGUCUUUUACUACCUGUGUGUGAUAGCCCUUCAGUAUGUUGCACCGCUGGUAAUGCUGCUGCACACAACUUUGCUGCUAAAGACAUUAGGUGGACAUUCCUGGGGCAUUUAUACUGAAGAGAAUGAGGACUGUCAUCUGGGGACAGCAGGACAUGCAGAAGCUCAGGCACCACAAACAGUGGCACAGCUCUCUGUGGCUUUGGGAGGACUGAGGACUGUUUUCACGCCUUUGCUUUUUCGAGGCCUCCUCUCCUUCCUCACCUGGUGGAUUGCUGCCUGUUUAUUCUCCACGUCUCUCUUCGGCCUCUUUUACCACCAGUACCUGAUGGCUGCAUAGCGACAGGCUACCUGUGGGCCAGUGCUAGCAGAGAAGACUGUACAGGCAAAGGCCCAGAAACUCCAUCCCUUUUCACAACCAUAUCUCUCUGACGGGCUUCCUUUAUGGACUUUGAUGUCCUUUUUUUUUUUCUUUUUUUUUUCUUUUUAAAGAAAAGUAUUUUCAGCAUCACAUUCGGUCAACCAUAGCGAACAAUAACAAUAAUAGUAAUAAUAAUGAUUAAUGAUUUGAUUUUCGUGAUGUUGGGAAGAGUGAAUGAAGGAUUGUCUCCUGUACAGGGGGUGUGUAUGUUGAUUUUAACAGUGCAGGACACCCAUGAAUCUCCAGAUGGAUGCAUUUUUAUGGGCCUUUUUUUUUUGUUCGUUUUAAACACACUGAGAAUUUUGGAGUUGUGCAUUGCUUUUUGAGAUACUGUAUUUUUAGAGUUCUAAAUGGAUGAUAGAUGAUAUGCAAAAAAAAAAAAAAAAAAAGCGGGGGUUUAAAAUGUGAUUUUAAGUCAUUUUUCACUUUCGCCUCUGAAACUUGGCUCUGCUGUAGGGAAGGUGGACACCCCCAGAGUUAUACAACUCUAAUAACUAACAAGUGUUGUAUUAAUGGCAAAGAAAAGCACUGGGGCUGUGGAUAGCACCUGGGAGGGGGAUGGGGGGAUUAAUUAAAUGUGAGAGUUGUUUUUAUCUUUAUUGCCAGGCAGGUGCUUAAUAGGCCUUCUUGUUUGAGUUUGUGUAACUGUACAAAGACUGAGCUAAUUUAAUAGUAUGUGUGAGUGUGUGCAUGUGCGUGUGUGAGAACAGACAAGUGUUCGAAUAAAGACAUCAAUGCCUGCAGGCUGCAGCUGACCCCUGCCGCUUGCAGGCAUAAAUCUAAAAAGGGCAUUUUGAACAAGAAAGGAACGAUCUUUGGACACGAUCUAAAGCACUGGCCUCCACUUUGCUCCUGCCUCUCCUUUUAGUUUAACUGGUCAAACGUUUUGCUUUGAAUCUAGGGUCCAGCGUGAUCAAACAGAGCCUGCAAGUGCAGCGCACAUGCUACCAUGUCAUGCGUAUUGAUUUGCUGUCACGGCUCUAGUGUUUGGAUUGAUUUCCGUUUAGCUUUAUAUUAAGGUGCCAAGGAUGCGUGUAAGCUCUAAUCUGUUGCGAGUGUAACUGCUUGUGUCCAUUCUCAGACAGAGAGCCAUGUGGACUGCUGUGAAAUGUAAGUAUUCACACUCAAACGUUCUCCACAGUGUACAAGCAAUGGGGGAACAAACGUCCCGGCUUGUUAACACGAAGAACGUUUGGUGUGUUUUUGUGUAGCGGUAUAGCAGUGCAUGAGUCUGAAUUCUGCAGAUUUUUAUGAAUUUUGGUCAGUAAAAACAUGGGGAUUGCACUACAGCUCAGACAGAUACCGGAUGCACAUAUCAGUUUGAUUUGUAAUUGUGUCUUUUUUAUUAUUAUUAUUAUUAUUAUUAUUAUUAUUAUUACCAUUUUAACUCUUUUAUGAGUUGUAGAAGUCAGUCUUAUCCCCUCUCUCUCUCUCUCUCUCUCUCUCUCUCCAUUUUGCAUUUGGGAGAGUGUGCACAAUAUGAAUGUAUCAGUCUUGCCGUUUUGUUGUACGAUUUUUCACUUUUCAUUCGUUCAUUAUUUUUCCUGGUCCGACUACAGAUUUUCAACUUGGCCAAACCGGUGACAGUUUUGGUCAGUAUUGCUGACAACUCAGUUAUUUAUUUAACAUGCAGUGGUUUAACAUUCAGAAGGCUGUCUGUUCCCUUGGAUAACACGCCUUUGAUUCAGUAUUAAAUCGAGGAAUGGGACAGUAAUGAUGUUCCAAUAAUUAUGAACUUUGGCUGAAAUGUACUUUGCACAAUCAUCAACCAAUCAGUCGGUCAUAUAUCCAGUGUCAUUGGAACGUUUAUGAGCAUUUAAAAGCUCUUUAUCACUUGCAAGCAAGAAACUACUGACUUUGCCAAGUUAUGAAGUUAUCAGAUUCUUACCUUUUUGUCAUUUUCUAGCACUUCUAAUUUCAAACAUGUAGUUUAAGAGUGACCAAGGAAGCAGAAGGAUGCUAUUUAUCAUUACUAAAAACCUCUUUUUCAUCAUAGCUACGUGUCUUUAAACAUGUCAAGCCUAAUGACAAAUAACACAUAAUCUUGGGUUCUUAAUUGGACUGUUUGGAUUUCACAAGACAAAUUUGACAAAUCAUUUGUAAAAUUCCUAUUCUUUUUCUUUCCUUCCUUUUUUUUUCUUUCUUUUCUCCAGUGAGUUCUAGUGGAGAUGAAGCUGGGACACUUCUUAAAAUCCACAAACCAGAAUGGCCUUUUUUUGUCUUAACUGUGUUUUAUGUAUGGCUGUUCUACUGUUUUAUUUAUUAUUUUUUGUUAGUUUGUGUUUAAUAAAUGAAUGUUUAAGGGGAAA
Molecule: messenger RNA, 4035 nt
Organism: Ictalurus punctatus (channel catfish)
Lineage: Eukaryota; Metazoa; Chordata; Actinopteri; Siluriformes; Ictaluridae
Gene: tmem161b
Product: transmembrane protein 161B
Exons: 12
Coding region: 209-1645 (478 amino acids)
Source: RefSeq, a predicted model, not a curated record